AUGAAAGGUCGUAGUGGAUCCCCAACAAUUAUUCUUGAAGUUGUAGCUGAUUAUGACCUUUGGAUGUGGCAUGCAUAUUUUGGUAUGCCAGGCACCAAUAAUGACAUUAAUGUUUUAGAGUCAUCACAUUUGUUUUCCAAUCUUGCUAAAGGUAUUGCUCCUCCCGCCCAUUAUGUUAUUCAAGGAAAAGAAUAUGAUGUGGGUUAUUAUUUAGCUGACGAUAUAUAUCCAAAAUGGUCUACCCUUGUGCAAACUAUUCGUGAGCCGCGUUCGCCAAAGAAGAAAUAUUUCUCGAUGAAACAAGGAUCAUGUCGAAAAUAUGUUGAACGUGCAUUAGGAGUUUUGCAAGCUCGUUUUGCAAUUAUUGCAGGACCGUCACGUUUUUGGAGAAAAGAAGUGCUACAUGAUAUAAGAACUACAUGUAUUAUACUGCACAACAUGAUAAUCGAGGAUGAGCGUGGUCUUAAUGCACCAAUUCAAGAUGCUGGGGAAGGUCCAACUCCAACAGUAGAAAUGGUAGUUGAUGAAAAUCACCGAUUUGAAUAA
This is a messenger RNA of Lycium barbarum (goji berry), 546 nucleotides long. RefSeq lists its product as uncharacterized. The transcript is spliced from 2 exons. The record is from RefSeq and is a predicted model, not a curated record. Lineage: Eukaryota; Viridiplantae; Streptophyta; Magnoliopsida; Solanales; Solanaceae. Bases 1 to 546 code for a protein of 181 amino acids.